This is a messenger RNA of Girardinichthys multiradiatus, 5789 nucleotides long. RefSeq names its product espin (gene espn). Gene Ontology annotation, cellular component: cytoplasm. The record is from RefSeq and is a predicted model, not a curated record. Gene Ontology annotation, biological process: actin filament bundle assembly. The transcript is spliced from 15 exons. Lineage: Eukaryota; Metazoa; Chordata; Actinopteri; Cyprinodontiformes; Goodeidae. Gene Ontology annotation, molecular function: actin filament binding. The coding region runs from base 409 to 3171 and encodes 920 amino acids.
AGGAGACAUUAACCUGGAAGAAAAAGUAAACACACAAAAUAUAAAUAGUUUAUACGAUUUAGAAGGUCUUGUGCAAGAGGUGUUCAGAAAAAUCCUGCUUGUCAGACAAGGCUCAAGUGGAUAAUUCGUUCAGGUAAACUGGGGUUAGUUUAUUUAUAAAUACGGUAGAAUGUGGUGAGGUAUUUUUCAGCAGAAAAAUAUGUUAAAUAUUUAUUUCUGGAACGGAUUCCGCUGCUCACCAUCGUUCUAUAAAGACCCAUGGAGCAAUAACUAAUCUUGGCCACAGAAUUAACCCGGUGACUGACAUGAUCAGAAGCCUGUCCACCCGGUGAACUCAGUCCGGGGUGCGGGGUGGUCGAAGUAGGCAACCGAGGAAAGGAGUCGCCUAACCCGCAGCAACCUGCAGCCAUGGUGGUGGAGGGCGACAUGACGCUGCUGGCAGCCAGGCAGGGGGACGUGCAGACGCUCAAAACGCUCUUAGCGGCGAAGAUUCUCAACAGCGACGUGAAGGAUGUCUUGGGGGCUUCGCCGGUCCACCACGCAGCCCGGGCCGGGAAGCUGACCUGCCUGCGUUUUCUGGUGGAGGACGCAGGGCUGCAGGGAAACUGCCUGGCAAGCAACGGGGCCAGCCCGGCGCAUGAUGCGGCGGCCACGGGUAACCUGGCCUGCUUACAGUGGCUGCUGACCCAGGGGGGGUGUCAGCCGGAGGAUAGGGACAGCUCUGGAGCCACAGUUCUCCACCUUGCGUGUCGCUUCAGUCACCACGAGAUCACCGAAUGGCUGCUGAAGAGUGGUGAGGUGGAUCCCGGGGCCUCCACCGAUACAGGAGCCCUACCUGUUCAUUAUGCUGCUGCCAAGGGAGACCUGGCGUCUCUCCGACUGUUACUGGGACACAGCCCAAAUGUUGUCAACUCCCAAACUAAGAAUGGUGCCACGCCGCUCUACCUGACCUGCCAGGAAGGUCAUUUGGAGGUUGUCCAAUACCUGGUCAAGGACUGCGGGGCAGAUCCGAGCAUCAGAGCCAAUGACGGGAUGACGCCUCUGCACGCUGCUGCUCAGAUGGGCCACAACACUGUCAUUGUCUGGCUGAUGAGUUUCACAGACAUCAGCCUGGCAGACAGGGACAGUGACGGUGCGACGGCCAUGCACUUUGCAGCCAGCCGUGGCCAUGCGAAGGUUCUCAGCUGGCUGCUGCUGCACGGUGGAGAGAUUGUCACUGACAACUGGGGAGGGACACCCCUCCACGAUGCUGCGGAGAAUGGUGAACUGGAGUGCUGUCAGAUUCUUGUGGUAAAUGGGGUGGACCUGGGCAUACGGGACCAGGACGGCUUCACAGCUGCGGAUCUGGCCGAAUACAAUGGCCAUUCCCAGUGUGCCAAGUAUCUGCGCACGGUGGAAAACAUGAGUGUGGAGCAUCGGGUUUUGUCUCGAGACCCCUCAACGGAGCUUGAGUCCAAGCAGCCGGACUCGGGCCUCUCCUCCCCUAACACCACCAUGCCUCCAGCCAGCCAAGCAACACACUUCGACAUCGGUUCACCGUCCAGCUCGCUGUCCAACUAUGACUCUGCCAGCUCCAGUCAGUCCAGCACCGGGGAGAAGAAAAGCAGCCUUACAAUGUCUCGAGGCCCUCCCACCCAGCUAAAUACAGUUGCACAUCAGGGUGCAUCAGAGUCAGCCAUUUCAGACAUGCAGGCCUACAUGGACAUGCUGAACCCUGACAUCAGCACUGACACAGCCAGUAGGGAUGGUACAACAGUUGAUGCUGUUCCCAAGCCCCCACCUCCUCCAACCUAUCCUCCCCCGCCUCCCCCUCAAGCUCCCCCAGGGCCCCCUCCAGCACCGAGCUAUCCAGCGCCUGGGCCCCCUCAAGAGCCUCUGUCAGCUGAGUUCCUGAAGGUGAAAAGCAACUUGCGGCACGUGGGCAGUAAAAGCAGCAAAAAGGAGCAGCUGACUCCUGGAGAGAACCACGAGAAAUUGCGGCGAGUGGAUUCAAACAGGAAGUCAAGGAGCUUCAGCAAACAGCCCAGCACUGGGGACUACUACAAGAGUCUGGGCAACGACACGGCGGAGCCCCGUGGGAGCAAAGGCAUGGCGCCCAACGAGGAGGGUUCGGUGUUAUUGGAGGAGCCUACUGAGAGUCCUGCCACCACCUCUGAAAAUGGAACCGCAGAGGAAUCUGUGCCGCCUCCACCUCCACCUCCACCACCUCCUCUUCCUCCCAGCAAUCCAAUGCCAACACCCCCUCCUCCUCCUCCGCUACCCACCGCGGCACAAAGCACCCAGAAUAAUGGCAGCACCACCCCCAGCUCCAACGACAAGAGGCGCCCAUCUUCCUCAUCAGGCAGCGGGAAUAUAUCUACCUCUUACCCAGAGGGAGGGCUGCUUAGACAGAUGAAGAGCACAAAAUCUUUCAACAUGAUGUCCCCCACCGGAGACAACUCAGAGCUUCUGGCAGAGAUCAAAGCAGGAAAGAGCCUUAAGCCCACGCCUCAAAGUAAAGGCUACACCACUGUGUUUUCCAACACAGGGCCAACAGACAACAAUGGAACCACCACACCUCCAGAGACCCAAUCAUCUCCACCAGCCGCCAAACCACCCUCUCCUCCACAAUCAAGAGCUUCUGUUACCUCUCCACCCAUCACCCCAAGCCCCAGCCCCAGCCCUAGCCCCAGUCCUACUGGUUCCAGGGCCAUGUCAGGCUCUGCAAACUAUGAGCAGCUGUCCUCCAACUCCGUGGUCAAUGGGAACGACGGAUCUGGUUCAAUGCAGCAGGAGUCAGAAAGGAAGACAAGCCUUGCCGACAUUGAGGCGCUGGUGCCCACUCUUGAUGAGCAGGGGAAAGCCAUCCCCGAGUGGAAAAGACAGGUGAUGGUGAGAAAGCUUCAGGUCAAGAUGCAGGAGGAGGAAGAGCACAAACGCAAGGCUGAAGAGGAAGCAAAGCGCCUAGCUUCAAUGCCAGCCUGGAGGAGGGACAUGAUGAAGAAGAAAAUGGAUGAGGAGAGAUGUGACAGGGAACAAAAAAGAAAAGCAGAACAGGAGGCCAAACAGGCGAAGGAGACUGAGGAGAAGCAGGAACUGGAGCGACUUCGGACCAUGGGCUACGAUGAGACCAAGCUGGCCCCCUGGCAGCGGAAGAUCCUUCUGAAGAAAGAGGACAUAGCCAAAAAGUGAACUGUAUCGUUUCCUCUGCAGCGUUCUGCACCCUCACACACAUAGUCCAAAGCGUCUCACUCCUCCAGUCCUUAACCUGCGCUGAACAGACAGAGGAGAGGAGAGCUCGUCUCCCCAUGAACUCUGUUGUGUCACUUUUCGGGCCCUCAGGAACUCAGGCCCGCUUCUCCAGUUGCUGCUGUCCACACAAGCUCUGAGACUCAGCUCGAGGGAAACAUAGCAGAGUGAUCCUACACCUCUUACUAAAAGUCUCAUGGACACAAAUGGUUGUUCUUUUAGCACCGCAUUUCUGACAUGCACUGACCGUCUUUUUUUUUCUUUGCUAAGGCACUUGUUAAAAAGCACACCUAGUAUCUAUUUACAUUUCUGAAAAACUGCAAAUCACUGGGGGAUGUUUCAUGUAGGAGGUUAAUGGUUUUUGAUAGAUUAAAAAAGGUGAUGUGAGUCUGUGGUUAUGAAAUUGUCUAUUUUUCAGUCUCAUUAAUCAAAGGAAGCUAGAAGUAUUGUUACAUCAUUAAGCAGCCAAUCCAUUCUGAGUAUAAGUAGUUUCCCAUCGAUAUCACAUCUUAGUCAUGAAAUUGAGCAUCAAGCCCACAGAUGAACAUACAGUUCUACAAAAGGAUAGUUCAGCUGUUUUAAAUUGAGGUUAAAAAAUUUCAAGCUUUUCAUAUCUUUCCUUCAGUAGAUACCCAUCCUGGUGUAUUUAUUUAGCAUGGAUCCCAAUCAGUUGGUCCAGGAGGCUGACAUUAACUGCUGGUUAUUUUAUGGAAGGUAUGUUAUGAUCCUUUAAACUGUCAUUACAUUUGCAUUAGGUUAUUUACCUUGAAGCCAAUGAUUAUUUACAUAGGAAGCAGAGGCAGGAGGCAGUGCUAUCAAUGACCUUCCUGUGUGAAACACAAUGGAAAAUGUAAAGCACCUCUGGUGACACAAACGUAAUUAGUUACUCUCCCCAGAAAUGCUUUACAUGGUCCAUUCUCUGCAAAUAAUUUAAAAAUAGCAUUGGCAUAAACCACUGUGGCACUGCAGGCAAGAUAUUAACUUCUUCUAACCUUUUAAUAGAACUUAGCUAAGCCCAAACACUGCCGGCAUCUAGUAUGAUUCAAAAUGCUGCCAGUUGUUUCAUUUAAGCUUGGCUUCAAAGCUAACACUUUAUUUAAGUUCAACAUUUAAGGUACUUUUUUAGAGAAUUUGGGACAUUCAUAAAUUGCGUAAUUUUUUUCUUAACUGUCAGUAGGUGUUGUAUCAGAAAAAUAAAACAAAAUUCAAUUUUAUUAUUAUUUUUUAUGUGACCAAAAUGUUAAACUAUGUUGUUUGAACAUGAUUGUGAAUUUUUUUGUGAAUAUGCGGCAUCAUAAGAGUCAAGCAAGUUUUAAGGUGUAUUAUCAGGCAUACUGGAGUUCAAAACAAAUCAAUUAAGAUGAAGAGCUGCAUCUCACAGCAGGUGUCUGAUCCGAACCCAUCGGCUUGUUCCCAUUGUGCUGCAGGAAAAAUAUUUGAUCAACAGAUGUGCUUAAACGUCAUGGAGACCACUGUCUUCCACAGACGGGCUCACUAAUAAUAAACUACACUGCUAACUAGGUGAGUUAUCUGCUCUAGUUUGUCCAAAUGUAAUACUAACCUGUCUGUGGUUAAGCAUCUAUGCAUGUAAAAGAUGAACAAUACUUUUGCAAAGUACUGUAUGAUUCUCUUUUAGACAGAGCUUUUGUUUAACAGUCCAGUCUAAGAACUAUCUUAUUGCUUCUUUCUUUUGCAGAUUUUUAAAUUUUCUUACAAUUUGCAAAACAUUAGAGCUAUGUUUAUCUGUUUAGAGCAGUGGUUCCCAAGGUAGGGGUCAGGACCCCACUGUGGGUUCUGACAUGCCAAGUGUGUGGUCUUUAAAAUAUCUAAAGCACGUUAAAUUUCACUUAAAAAUAAUUACUUAUAAAAUUUUUUUUUACCUUAAAAGUUAUAAUAAAAAGAUAAAAUCUGUAGUUGUAAAUGGAUAAAAAUAGUAUAAUAGUUGUCGAGGCUAUCUUGUCGCUAUACUCGGUAAAUGGGUCAUUAGUUAUGUUAUGUUAGUUAUGUUUGCGUAUAUCAAACAGCAAUAUUCAGAACUAUGGGUUAGAAACUGAAAAGUUUGGGAACCACUGGUUUAAAAAAAUGAGAAAAAUGAAUAUUUGGAGAUAAAUUUGAAAUUAAACAAGUGCACACAUUAGUGCAUUUACAUUUAAGAAAAUAGUCAUUUCUCUAUAAUCCCAGAUCAUCACCAAUACUUUAUUUAAUUAAUCUACCUUGGAUGUUCUUUUUUUCUACAAAGAUAAGCUUGCUAGUAUAACAUUGUGUCUGUUUAGAUCUGGUUGAUCAUUUGGACAUAUUCUGACUCACUUCUCAUCAGAUGCCAUAUGAUAUUAAAAUGAAAAAAAUGUAAAUGUCAUUGCCAUUUAAUUUUCUAUACGUAUAUAAAUAUAUAAACUCUGUAUAUAGUGACCCUCAGAUUUUAUUGUCAUUCAUUAUUUCCAUAUUUCAUUAUAUUACAUGUCCCAGUCUCGCUUGGAUGUAGAAUGUUGGCUUGUUCUCUUGUCAUUAUAACUUCAGACUGUUAAAAAUGAGCAGAAUAAACCUCAAAUCAUUUAAAAGUA